Messenger RNA from Oncorhynchus tshawytscha (Chinook salmon), 7345 nucleotides. Its product is annotated as protein SOGA1. Bases 367 to 5883 code for a protein of 1838 amino acids. The transcript has 14 exons. NCBI's taxonomy places the organism in Eukaryota, Metazoa, Chordata, Actinopteri, Salmoniformes, Salmonidae. The record is from RefSeq and is a predicted model, not a curated record. Gene Ontology annotation, biological process: regulation of autophagy.
GACAGCGAUUCGCCACAGACAGAACCGCUAAAGCUGGGCGGAGAAAAAAACUCGCGAGCACACUUCCACUCUGUUUCUACCACUUCGAACCACUCCGGCGAGAUAGAGUUGCAUAUGUUAGUGCAAUAUGAGUAGAAGAUGUGCCAAAACCUAAACGGAAUUAACCAUAAAACAUCAUUAGGCCUACAGCGUGUUAUGUUAUUGUAGCCUAAUUUGCCGUUUCCAUCUCUAUGCGCUGUUAAAUCCGGUUUAAUAGGGAUUGCUGUAGUUUAUUUGUUUGCAGUUGUGAGAUAAAAGCUCGACUUCUUCUGCCUUUUCUGAUAGGGGUUUCAUUUCUGUUUUUCUGUAGUUGUCAAAGCGGAAUGAAUGACAAAGACAAAGGCGGAUGUUAAUUCGCCAACUCACUUUGUCUCGCCGAAGGAAAGGAGACACAGGCACAAAAUGGAAAGCGGGACGGAGAGCGCCGACAGCGGGCAGGCGAAGCCUCAACAACAGCACCAGUUCGAGCAACAGCCCGUAGUGCAGCCCAUUCAAGUCAACGCAAAGAAAAAAAAUAAUCGGGCUCCAUCACCCGCCAGACCCAAGGAUGUGCCUGGAUGGUCCCUCACCAAGAUCCGUGGAGGAAUCGGUACACCAACACUGAGCGUUAAACCAGGAUCCAUACAUUUAGGCAGCCGGGUGUCCAGGCGUAGUCCGGUUAGCGGGAAAGAGACGAAAUCUGAGAAAGGAAAACUGACGGGAAAAUCCACGGUAUCGGUAGCCAGUGCCCAGAAGAGCAGCAGUAAAUCGAUGAAAGGUGUUCGGAGGAAGGUGUCCGAUGCGAGCAACGCCUCCGACGACCAGAGCAAAGACUCCGGUUGCGCUGCGGGCAAACGUUCGUCAACGGAUAGCAGUUCCGAGCUCUCCGAUUGUGCCUCGGAGGAGAAUAAACUAUCCACGGACGCUCUGAGUAGUGACACCGAAUCCAACAACCGAGGCGAGGGUCUUGAUGGCGAUAAACCAAGCAGUAACUGCGGACAUGGGCCACCGGAUAGGGGUAGUCGUGGUGACCAUCACGCCAAGACCCCAGUGGAUAAGGACCGAAUCUCCCUGGGAGUGGAGACCGUAGGGGGGAGCAUUUCUCCCGGGGAUGAACGGUCUCUCACCUCGUUCGACAGCCGGGUGCCUGCCAGCACAUCCCUAGCUUUCUCCGACCUGACGGAAGAGUUCAUGGAUGGCAUGCAUGAAGAAUUUGUCAGAGAAAUUGAGGAACUGAGAUCAGAGAACGAUUACCUAAAAGAUGAGAUGGAGGAGCUGCGCUCUGAGAUGUUGGAGAUGAGGGAUAUGUACAUGGAGGAGGAUGUGUACCAGCUGCAGGAGCUGAGGCAACAGUUUGAGCAGGCCAACAAGACCUGCCGCAUCCUGCAGUACCGCCUCCGCAAGGCCGAGAGACGCAGCCUCCGCGUGGCCCAGACGGGACAGGUAGACGGGGAGCUCAUCCGGACCCUGGAGCAGGACGUCAAGGUGGCUAAAGACGUGUCCAUCCGGCUGCACAACGAGUUGGACUCUGUGGAGAAGAAGAGGGGUCGUCUGGAGCAGGAGAACGAGGAGCUGAGGGUCAGGCUCCAGGACCUAGAGGUGGCCAAGCAGGUCCUGCAGGCUGAGAUGGAGAAGCAACGAGAGAACUCUCUGAAGAAGAGAGGUGCUCGGCCAAACAAUAAGCCAGAGAAGAAGCCAUCUGUCCAGCAGGAGGACAACUCUGACCUCAAGUGCCAGCUCCAUUUUGCCAAGGAGGAGUCCGUUCUCAUGUGCAAGAAGCUGACCAAGAUGGCUAAGGACAGCGAGGCAAUGCGGGAGGAGCUGGCCAAGUACCGCUCGGUCUACGGCGAUGUGGACGCCUCACUCACCGUGGAGGAGGUCAACGACUCACCCCACACCCGCGAGGCCGAGGUUAGAGUUCACCUGAAGCUGGUGGAGGAGGAAGCCAACCUGCUGAGCCGGCGUAUCGUGGAACUAGAGGUGGAGAACCGUGGCCUACGGGCCGAGAUGGACGACAUGAAGGGCCAGGAGCUGCCUCCAGGGCUGGGGCUGGGAGGCAUGGGAGGCCCUGGAGGAGGUGGUCUGGAUAACGUGAUGGAGCUCCAGAGGCACCUGCAGUUUGUGGAGGAGGAAGCGGAGCUGCUGCGGCGCUCGCUGUUGGAGAUGGAGGAGCAGAACAAGCUGCUGAUGAAUGAGAUCAACCGCUACAAGUCGGAGCUGCCGCUGACGUUGGACCCAAACCAGGAUGACUCCUCGUCCAUCUCUCUCCUGGAGGAUGGUCAUGGUGGGGGAGCUCUCAUCAGCACCGAGGCCCCCCAGGAGGAGCUGCUGCAGGCCGCCAGGCUCCAGAUCGGGGAGCUGAGCGGCAAAGUGAAGAAGCUCCAGUACGAGAACCGUGUGUUGCUGUCCAACCUGCAGCGCUGCGACCUGGCCUCCUACCACAGCUCUUCUAGGCCCACCCUGGAGACCGACGCUGAGGCAGGGGACUCGGCCGAGUGCCUCCCCAGCCAAGCGUGCCGGGAAGGCCCCAUCGGAGGGGAGAACAAGCCCCUGGAGGAGAAGGAGAAGAAGACGUCAACGGGGGUUCCCAUUCACCUGCACGGUAACGUCCCCCUGGGGCUGAAUGACCAUGAGGCCCUGCUGGCCAUGAGGGACCAGGCCCGCCUCAUCUCUACAGCCAUCCAGCUGCUGACCGCUUCUGAUUCCAACUGCCCCUCCCUCUCCCUCUACCGCAAGAUCUCCUCCAACUCCUCCGGGGAGACUGCAGAGCCCUGUGUCCCAGAGAAGAGCCAGCAGUCCCAACCCUCGGAGCUCCAGGACCUGCCCCUGGUGGAGGCUCUGACGGGCAGGCUGCGAGCACUGCACACCCAGCUCCAGGCCUUCGUGAAGCGAGUGGAGAGCCUUGGCAGCGCCCCUCCUGGGAGGGAGCAGGUGGAAGUGGCAUCCCCCCUGCCUCUACUGUCCGAAGCUGGAGACUCCGUGGUGGAUACGCCCUCUGCCUCACACCCCUGCCCUCCAGACGACCAGGCGGGUGAGAUCACUGCAGGGCAGAAGCAGCCCGACUUUAGGGACCAAUCAGAGCGCGAAGUGAAAGGUCAGGAGGAGGAGGAGGGUGACAGCCACAUUGACAACAACAAGAACCAGGUUAAACAGGAGACGGACACAGCCCUGCAGAUCAGUGAGCUGCAGGCCCUUCUGUUGGAGGCGAGGGACAAUGCUUGCAGGACGCAGGAGGAACUGACUGUGGAGAGGCAGGAGGAACUGACUGUGGAGAGACGGGAUCACAGAGGCCCCACCCACAGCAGCUCACAGACAUUCACACAGCUGCAGGAGGAGCACCAGAAGGCCCUGACGAGAAGGGACUUCCAGCUACAGAGUCUGAGUCUGCAGACGCGGCUGCAGCAGAAGUUCUGGAGCCAAGAGAGGAACCUGAUGUUGCAGGAGUCCCAGCAGCUCAAGCAGACCCUGCUGCUGCUCAGCCUCAAGCUGCGUUGCUUCCUCAAACAGUGGCGGCUGGGACGCAAGCUGGACACGGAGGCCAAGGAUGUCCUGGAGGUGAACAGCCUGAAGGACCUGUACCUGCUGUUGGAGGAGGAGAGUCUGGCCGCCCACCCCCAACAGGGAGACAACAAGAUUACCUCCGCAGAGGAGCAGCACCUCUGCCCCACCAUCUCCAAGGAGCUCUGUGUGCUGGAGAAGAGCUACACACAGACGAGCGGCGUGAGCAGCACACUGGCGGACCUGAAGGGAGCGCUCCAGGAUCUGAGCGGAGAGCUGCGAGAGGAGCGCCAGGGCUCACAGGAACUGACCCAGCAGUUUGCCCGCGCUAAGGCCUCCUGGGAGGUGGAGAGGACAGAGCUCAAGAGCCUCAUUACCCAGCUGGAGAGCAAGGCGGGCUUGGCUGCCCUGGCCGGGGGGGAGAAGGACCUCCAAGGACCUCCCGAACUGAAGGUGGCACUGAAGAGGGAGCGUGAGGAGCACCAGCACCUCCUGGCCGACUCAUAUGCAGCCGUCAUGGACCUGACCAAGCAGCUACAGAUGGGCGAGAGGAACUGGAACCGCGAGAAGCUGGAGCUCCUAGAGCAUUUCAGUCAGGAGAGGGGCCAGUGGGAGCAGAGGCUACAGUGCAAGAUGUCUCUGCACUACAAAACCACCCCUGAAACAAAAACUGCACUGGACGUUGUUACAAAUGGAACCAAUUUAUCAAGGACUAAGUCCUUCCCGUCCAUGUUGGAGGGUCUGCUGGAGGCCUGUCCUUUCCUUCCGGGUCAGGAGGUCAAUGGUACAGCCAAUGAGGAGGGAGAGAAGGACCAGCCCAGUACCCAGGCCCCUCCCCUUCUAACCCACACAGACCCGGGUGACCUCACCAGGAAGAACUGGAAGUACCUGACCAAUGAGAUGGCUCUGAUGGAGCAGGGUGAUGCCCCCUUCAAGACGUGGGACUGUCCCAGCUCCCCCAGCAGUUACCUGGACCUGGAGAGCAUCCAGAGGAGCUACACGGCCCCAGACAAGACCGGCAUCCGCAUCUACUACAGCCCCCCUACCAUGCGCCGUAUGGAGAGCCGGCUGGCCAAGGAGAAGCAGGACAAACCUCAAGCCCAGCAAGGCCACCUGUCUCGGGCUUCAACUCCCUCAGACGCUGUGGCCCUGGAGGGCCAACCUCCCUCCUCCUCCUCCUCUGCCUCCUCUUCGUCCUAUGACCAGUGGUUGAGCUCUCUGUCCAAGCAGCACAGGGACCUUCUGGAGAACAGCAGCGGUGGCGCGGGGGUGGCGCCCUUCCAUGGCCUGGAGAUCUCUGCCAACCUCUCGGACGACAUGAAGGAGAUGACCAACUGCGUGCGCCAGGCCAUCCGCUCCAGCUCUCUGGAGAGGAAUUGCAGCAAGGAUGCGAGCAGCCAGACGGUGGGGGUGUCUAGCCGCUCCACCCAGACGGUCCAAUUUGUGAGCGUGGGGCUGCAGACGGACGGGCUCGGGUCUCGGGGGGUGGGGGGCUUCCACACCAAAUCCUCCUGGUCCCCCCGGCCCUCGUCGUCGCUGGCCUCGGCCCGCUCGCGCCACAUCUCCUCAUCACUGGAUAAGGUGCACAGCCGCAUCGACAGGCCCUGCUGCUCACCCAAGUUUGGCUCCCCCAAGCUACAGCGACGCAUUUCCGCCUCCUCCUCCAAGCUGGACGGAGGAGGAUUGUCCUCGGCUUCAUCCAGAGACCGCAGCCUGUGGAACCUCCACCAACGGUCCUCGACCUCCAGCGGCUCGGCCUGGGCCCGUUCCACCACCACCAGGGACAGCCCCGUGCUCAGCGGCCUCAACGAUGGCCUGUCCAGCCUAUUCAGCGUGGUGGAACACUCCGGCAGCGUAGAGUCCCUGUGGAAGAGUGAGCCAGGGGCCAGCCCAGCCCGCCAGGCAGCAGGGAAGCCCUCUGGCCCUGGACCAGACACCGGAGCCCAGAAAUAUGGCCCCUUCCAGGAGUUUUUCAGGAAUGUGUGCGGCCGGACCGGAACGACCAUGCCCGGGGGAGGGGAGAGGGGGCAGAGGGAGGUGGGGGCCAUGGAUGAGCCCAAGCCUGAGUGCCUUUCCGGGGUUUCGCUGGUGGGGAACGACAGCGUCACCAAGAUCGUCAACAAGAGGUUCAUGAGACAGAUGCCCAGGGAGGAGUUGGGGGCCCCUGCUAACGAUCUCACUGCCAGGGACCUGACCUUGAGCUCCAGCAUGGAGGAUGCAGCGUGUGAUUGCAACUCCCAGUCUCUUACAUCCUGCUUCGCCCGGCCCUCCCGCUCAGCCACACGCCAUUCACUGGGCCACUGCAUGCACCGCUCUCAGGAGCCUUCCACGGCAACGGAGGAGAGAGUGGAUGCAGGCAAUGAGUGAUGGAUCAGUGAGAACACACACACAUAUUGCCUCACCAACACACUGCCACAUAAGCUACAGUACUGUCACAAAAUGUAGACACAAACAUCUAGGCUACACCAACACACUGCUACAUACAUACUGUACAUACACACAAUCCCUCACAAACUGCCACACAGAACCACUGUCACAUGCACACACACACACACACACACACACACACGUCUGGAAUUGGAACUCAACCCAUGCAGCACAUUCUAAUGCCAAGGAUAUAAGAAGACCAGAAUCUCCUAGGAUUCCUCUUUGAGCACCAGAACCACCUACCAGCAGGACAACAACCUCACACACAACACACAUACUGGAACAGUAAUGACACACUACUUCCUAUAUACUGCAGUAUUUAGGGAAUAGGGUGCUAUUUUGCACACAAACGGUUUGUGGAAACGACCACCUAGGAAUUCAGACAGUCCUAUUUUUGGAAUUGCAUAGGGAAAACACACUGGGCUACUAGAUUUCUACAAAGUGGAUCUUCCCAACCGACAGGGAUAUGAGGUGGUUUGUUAGCUGCUCCCAUUCCAAAUACCAAUCCUAUUCCCAGUCCAAUUCCCUAGCCAGCACCAGUCCCUUCCCAACCCAGCAUCUGGAGAGCUCUGUCCAAGCCUCCUCCCUAACACCAAGCAGAGGAUUCUACUGGUGUGGACCGCCUCUUGCCAUUAUCAACCAACAACCAUAAAAAAAACAUCUCAUCAAUGUAUGUUUAUUUUUUUAUGUCAACUACCUCCCUGUUGUUUUUCUGAAAGACUUUCAACCAAUGAAGGGGUAGGACAUUUACGUCCUUAUGUUACGUAUGAUAUGAUGAUUCUGUUUUCUAAAGGUUGUUUGAAUGUUUGUAAUCUGCCUGUUGUUGGCACACAUUGAUAGGAUGCAGGUUAAGACUCUGAGACCCUAUGAGUUUUGUCUCGUGUGUGUACUAUACUGUAGGAUGUAGGUGUAUAAGAGGAUCCCAGCUGUAAAGAUAACUCCCUGCCAGGAAAAAACAAACUUGUCCCAUUUCGAGAGACAAUGCAUUCCUUUGUUACGUUACAAUUCCAAUUACACUCUGGCUAAUCUGUUAACGUGUGAGUGUGUGUGCGUGCGUGCACUGUGUUUGUGAGUGACAGAAUGCUCAUUCUAGAAUGCCUUUGCAGCAUUCCCAUAUAGUGAAGGCAGUUGUUGUUGCACAGUGUUUCUGCUUCAUCCUCAGCCAUCGACUGUCUGUGUUCCUGACCUCUCGUCUCCUGCUUUAAAUGUAACAGGACACAAUGUCCUCUACAGAAGGUUAGCUCCUUCCUUUUCUCAUGUCACCACUGAAGUCUUGAGAUAUUGUUCAGUACCAGUCAAAGGUUUGGACAUGCUACUCUUUCAAGGGUUUUUCUUUAUUUUCACUAUUUUCUACAUUGUAGAGUAAUAGUGAAGACAUCAAAAGUAUGCAAUAACACAAAUG